CGACCAUUCCUGCAAUUUCUUUCAGACCUUGUCACAUUCACGGUCGGAGCAGUCAAACAACGUCGGCAACAUGAAUUUAGAAGACUCACGCAACGCCAACAAAUUGCAUCGUCCAUCGAAUCGCUUACGAAAAAUUGUUCGAAUAACCCGAAUUUGUAGCUACAUUUGCGGUGCAGAUGUCUUUGAUCCGAAUUAUUGUGUAAAUAUCCGAACCUAUUUUGUACUGGCCGUCAUCAAUUUUAGUAUCUUGCUCUUGAGCUAUACCAUGUACAGUGGAUGGGUCGAGGAGGGAGACUGGGCAAUUGUUUUGCAAGUUCUAACCAUUGGCGGGGGAACUCUUUUGCAGGGUUACUGCAAACUAAUUAACAGCAUCCGGCAAAAGGACAAAUUUCGUUUUCUACUGACCGAAGUGUAUUCGAUAUUCGAGGAAUACGAAUUGAAAUCCUGCGACUAUGCUCGGCAUUUGAAAAAAGGUUGUCAUCUGCUGUCGUAUUUUAUGAAACUUUGUGCUGUCAUAAAUGUAAUGAUGAUUUGUGGCCUAAUUUUGGUGGCAGCUGCAAUUAAUGUGAUUUUCCAGAAACGCGAUCUCAUAGUCUAUGGCGAUGUAAUCGGCAUUGAUCCUUCGACAACUAGUGGUUUCUAUGUGACAUUCAUGGUUCAAGCCUGUUUUCUGUUGGUUGGUGGUUUUGGUCUGUACGCUGGGGAUAUGGCUUUCUUUACGCCCAUAUCUCAAGUUCCAACUUUAAAAGAAAUUUUACGUUGCAAAUUUAAGGACAUCAAUGAGGCCAUGGAAGGAGAUGAAUUGCAAGAUUCCCGUCAUGUCUCAGAGCUGUUGAAAGAUGCAGUGCAGUUUCAUCAGAAAUAUUUAAGGUUUCUCAAUACCACUCAGGAUACAUAUUAUUGGGUCAUUUUGACUCAGAUAAGCACCUAUUCGGUGGGUAUAGUAUGCUCGAUGUUUUGCAUUUUCUUGGGAACUUGGCCCGGCGGUUACAUUUAUUUGCUAUACUGUUUUGUUAUGAUGUUCGUGUAUUGUGGCGUAGGAACAAUGGUUGAUAUUGCAAACGAAGGUUUCAUUGAUGCCUGUUAUAAUGAUAUACUUUGGUACAAACUCACCGCAUCGGAUCGAAAAUCCCUACUAAACAUGUUGAUUUUGUGUCAAAAUACUGAUGGCAUAACCAUCGGAUCGGUGUUACCCCUAUCCAUGAAUACCGGAUUAAGAGUUACCAAAACUAUAUACUCGAUUGCAAUGAUGUUAAUUAAUUUCUUUAUGGACUAAAAUAUAAUCUUUAUACAACAUAAACGUUAAACACAUCAAUAUUGCGUUUUCUAAAUCGGAUUUUGCUUUGGAGAAAAAGGCCUAAAUUACUAGAUAGCAGGAGCCUGAAAUACUUAGACAAGGCAUGUCGAACUUAAAUUAUAAUAUAAAAUUUAAGAUUAUCACUUAAUAUAUAUUUAUUUGAACUAUGCAUAUAAUUUAUUUAGUUUCAUUUAAAAAAUAGAUGAAUUAGUUUUAUUUAUCAAUAAAAUAUAUAUUCUUAUUAACAACAAAAAAGUAAAUAGAGGAAAACUAUUUUAAAUACAAUUUAAACUUCUAGAUUUAUAAUAUUUUGAAACUUUUUUUCAACUUUUGAUUUUUCGAUUUUGUAUUUUUUUCAAACUAACGUCGAAUAAAAUCGUUUGUUUAUUCUCUUUCGAGACAAGCUUA
Molecule: messenger RNA, 1705 nt
Organism: Musca domestica (house fly)
Lineage: Eukaryota; Metazoa; Arthropoda; Insecta; Diptera; Muscidae
Product: odorant receptor 67d-like
Exons: 4
Coding region: 71-1276 (401 amino acids)
Biological process (GO): detection of chemical stimulus involved in sensory perception of smell; sensory perception of smell
Cellular component (GO): plasma membrane
Molecular function (GO): odorant binding; olfactory receptor activity
Source: RefSeq, a predicted model, not a curated record